Molecule: messenger RNA, 3466 nt
Organism: Astyanax mexicanus (Mexican tetra)
Lineage: Eukaryota; Metazoa; Chordata; Actinopteri; Characiformes; Acestrorhamphidae
Product: bone morphogenetic protein 10
Exons: 2
Coding region: 206-1594 (462 amino acids)
Biological process (GO): SMAD protein signal transduction; BMP signaling pathway
Cellular component (GO): extracellular region
Molecular function (GO): cytokine activity; growth factor activity
Source: RefSeq, a predicted model, not a curated record
GAUCAACAAGGACAAGGCUGUUUGCUCCUCACCCAACACCACCCACCGCAUCCACCCCCCUACUUCCCUCACCCCAAUCACAUCGAUCCGCCUGCCCCAUAGGGCCAGAAAAUCCUGAAACCUGUUCACAAGACCGUCACAGGUGCCUGGAGCCCACUGCCUCUUUAUUGCUCCAUCAGACCUACUACUUGUUCCAUCGUUCCUCAUGGAGGUGGCCAAACUCGGACCCUACUCUUACGCUGGGACCAUAAUCCUCUGUAUCUCGCUGCUGCUUCGUUGGGGUCAGACCAGCCCGAUUCCAUCGCUUGAAGAGCCCAGAUCGGUUUCAGGAGCGUCCAGGCAGGUGGAUCUAUCUCUGCUGGGUCAGGAUGAUAACGUGGAUGCUCAGGUGUUGCUGGGCCAGUUCCUCUACAUGUUAAAUCUGACAGAGCAAGGGGCAGCGCCGAGGCCCCGGGCUGCUCGGGUCGAGCCGCCAGAGUACAUGCUGGAACUGUACAACCAGUACGCCAAAGACCGCAGCACCAUGCCUGAGGCCAAUAUUGCACGCAGUUUCAAGAACGAAGACUCCUCCCCCCAUGGAGUGACGAGCAGAGGUGUGAGGACAUACCCACUUAUGUUCAACGUCUCCGUCCCACAUCAGGAACGCAUCAUCGCAGCUGAGCUCCGCCUCUACAUGCUGGUCAAUCGAGAUCCAGGGCGCUACGAAGGUGUCGACUGGAAGGUCACCGUUUUUGAGAUGCAGGGUGAAGGUGCCUCUCCACUUGGGGGCGUUGGUGGGGAAGGUGGGAAAAGUGAGAACGGACUGAUUGGAAUGCAGGAGCUGGCGGUGAGGAACGGCCAUCGCAAACACAGCGGCUGGGAGGUGUUCGUUCUGACAGACGCUGCCCAGCGCUGGAGGAAAUCUGAAGGCACAAGCCACUGGCUGGAGCUCCAUGUUGAAAGCCUGAACAAUGACGCCAAUGAAGGCCAUUUAUGGGAUAAAGAUGAUGGAGAUGGAGUUGGUUUGAUUGGUCUGGACAUUGAUACCAGCCCAGAAGGAAAGCAUGAACCAGUGCUCAUAGUCUUCUCAGAUAAAGAAGAUGAGAAUCUGCAUAAAAACAAAGAGGAACAGAAGAAGAAGAAGAAGAUCGAGGAGAAUGACCUGCCAAAUCCUAGUGAAUUGUGGGCCAAUGACAAAGACAGUGAGGAGAAACAACAGAAUGAAGCCCUUUAUAUGCAAAUGCAUUCCAACGUAAUCUAUGACAGUGCCCCCAGAACCCGCCGCAACGCCAAGGGCAACCACUGCAAGAGGACUUCGCUUUAUGUGGAAUUUAAGGACAUCGGCUGGGACUCGUGGAUUCUGGCCCCACCUGGCUUCGAGGCAUACACCUGCCACGGGGCGUGCUCUUACCCCAUAUCCUCACAACUAACGCCCACCAAACACGCCAUAAUCCAAACGCUCUUCAAUCUGAAAAGCCCUCAGAAAGCCUCACAAGCUUGCUGCGUGCCCACCAAACUGGACCCCAUCUCCCUUCUGUACGAGAAUGAAAACGGUAACGUUAUUUUCCAGCACAAGUACGAGGGCAUGGUCGUGGCGGAGUGCGGUUGCAGAUAGUAUUGAAGACACAAGCGAAGACACAUGAAAUGUAACAAAAGAGAUUGUUAUCAAAGGAUCAGAUGUGAACAGAUCACUGCACGGCAAUAAACAUUGAUGUGACGGCUUUGCGUGACGGCUAACGCGUUAGCUAGCAAGUCUAUGUAAAAGUACAGUAUAAAGAGACGACGUUGUCAGUAGCACAGGAGCAUGUUGCUAAGCGAAGUAUCCAAACAAUGCAUCCCCUCAUGGAAAGACUGCUAAGCUAAGCUAAAAGGAGCGGUGAAAGGAAAUUUACUUAGAUUUCUCUCAGAGUAAAUCUUUAACAAUUGUAUAAUAAGCAAGCUAGAAGCAUGCCUGUUUGUUUUACCAGCUGUGCACAGUGUCUUGCCACAUGUAUGCUAUAAAUAUGGUAUAUAUUAUUAAUUUAAGUUCAAAUACUGUACACAUACAAUAUACUAGUAGUUCAAUUAUUAUUAACAAUUGUGGAAGGUUGCCAGCAUGACCACAUUUUGAAACCACAAAUUAGUCCAUUCAGCGUGGGUGAGGUUGAACGUUUCACAUCCAGAGUCGUAGCUACUGUUGCAAAAAUGUCCAUUCACUGCAGUUAUAAAGAAACUUUAGAUGAUGUGUUUUUUUUUAGGGUUGGAAUAAAGAGAUUUAGCAGAAUCAUCUUUACAGCCAUUUACAAUUUUUUUUAUUGCGGUUGCCAGACAGGACAAAGAGGACACACCUGAGAACACAAACACACCAGACAGUUCUGGUGAAGCAGAUCCGAGCCAUUUGUCAAAAAAAAGAAAGUAGAAAAGAACAGUGUAGGGAUUAUAAGACAGUAGAGGGUACUAUAAGUAAUAUAGCGUAGUAAAGGGGCGUAUAGGAUUGUAUAAGGAAGCAAAUACAUUAUAGUGUGAUAUUAUAGAGUAUAUGAUAGUAUAUAGUAGUAUAGGUUAGUAUAGAGUAGUAUAGGGUAGUAUAGAUAAGUAUAUGGAAGUAUAGUGUAGUAUAGGGUAGUGUAGAGUAGUGUAGGGUAGUGUAGGGUAGUAUAGGGUAAUAAAGGGUAGUAUAGAAUAGAAGAGAGUAGAAUAGAAUACUAUUGGGUAGUAUAGAGUAGUAUAGGGAAGUAUGUGGUAGUAGAGGGAGAAUAAGGGAGUGAAAAGAGUAUAGUGCAUUAUAGAGUAGUAUAAACAGAUAUAGUUUAGAUAUAGUAGAAUGGGGAAGUACAGGGAAGUAAGUGGUAUUAGAGGGAAUAUAGGGGAGUAGAGGGAGUUAUAUGGAAACAUUUGAUGUAAGUGUAACAAUCGUUCAUAAUUGUGUAUAUACUGUUUGUGGAGCAACAAUAGUGUACGUUGUAUUACUGGAUGUGCUGGAGGUGUUUACACCUUGAUUUCAACAUCCAUUGGCUUUAGCUGUAUUCUUCAUUAACAAAUUAAUUUUAAAAAGUAUGUUAAAGGAUAAAUUAUGAAUAAAAACAUGUAGUACAAACAUCUAUUACAUGGUGAUUAACUACAAACUACAAGUCUAAACUCAAACCUAAAUUCUCUAGGCUGACCAACCUUGCAGCAGUCAAUACCAAUUGUGAAUACAAGACAUCAGAAUCAGUUAGAUGGGAUCAUUCAAUCAGAACCAUUGAAUUCAUUGCUCAAGCUCUACAUUAAUAAAUAUUAUAUAUAUAACAAUUCUGAGCAAUGACUGAGGACAACCUGAAGAGCUCAAAGAGUCAAUAUGUCAGCCUAAAUUAAUUGUUCAUUGGUUUUCAAAGUUCAAAGUUAUCAUGGCUUCCUCGCUUUUGGAGCUUAAUCAAACUUUGAUGUUUUGAUGUUUGAUUGAAUGAUAAGCUGAGAUAAGUGUGUGUUUGUUAAGUGAGAAAUAAAGCUGAAACUCCUGCUUCCACAA